Molecule: messenger RNA, 1067 nt
Organism: Elaeis guineensis (African oil palm)
Lineage: Eukaryota; Viridiplantae; Streptophyta; Magnoliopsida; Arecales; Arecaceae
Product: homeobox-leucine zipper protein HOX12
Biological process (GO): positive regulation of DNA-templated transcription
Cellular component (GO): nucleus
Molecular function (GO): DNA-binding transcription factor activity, RNA polymerase II-specific; sequence-specific DNA binding
Source: RefSeq, a predicted model, not a curated record
UUGCACCUACACAUCCUCCCUCUGCUCUCUCCAGCCCCUACUCCCCUCAAAACUCCUUACAAUCAAAAGGAGAGGAAGCAAAAGGUUUCUUUCUUAGUCUAAAGGUACUAGCAUAGUACUGUUGGCUAAGGUUGGAGAGAGGACUAGGAGUCUUAAAUCCCAAAAGAAAGCAGAACCAAAGGGAGUUUUGAAGCUUUCCUGCAGGGAAAAUGAUCAAGACCAUCCCGAGCCACCUGGAAGAAGAGCGCUCCUCUCUCAUGAGCUUUGGCCUGUACUCCCAAAAGAUUGAAGGGGAGACAAGGACACGGCGGAGGAGGAGGAAGACAAAGGUGGAUGGUGCAGGGGGAGAGGCAAAGAAGAGAAGGCUCAGUGAUCAGCAAGUCAAAUUCUUGGAGAUGAGCUUUGGGAAGGAGAGAAAAUUGGAGUCAGGGAGGAAGGUGCACCUCGCCGGUGAGCUUGGACUCGACCCGAAACAGGUUGCGGUGUGGUUUCAGAAUCGAAGGGCGAGGUACAAGAACAAGCACCUGGAGGAGGAGUAUCUCAAGCUCAAAUCGGCCCAUGACGCCGUCGUCGUCGAGAAGUGCCACCUUGAGAAUGAGGUUCUGAAACUAAAGGAGAAGCUUACAGAGGCUGAAGUGUCCAUAAGGAAGCUUUCUGAAGCAGUUAAUGGAGCUUCUGGUGGCAGUGGUGGCGACGGUGGUGGCAGUCCGACCUCGUCCUUCUCGACGGUUACUUAUCAUCCUCUAGUUGGAGAAUUUGGGGUGAAUGGAGAAGCCGACCUCAUCUACAUACCAGAAUAUAAUUUUAAUAACUACAUGAUGGAAUGGGAUGAUCUCUAUGGAAUGUAAAAAGCCAUUAUCGGUAGUGUCGUAAUUUAUGUGAUUAAUCCAUGUAAAAUUAUGUCAUUUUCGCUAGUUGAAGUAUUUUGAGUAGUAGAAUCCAUCUCUAGACAUUAACUUGUAAUUACUAGCACUAGCUUCUAAUUUGUUUUAACUGUUUGCUCUUAAUGUAAUUCUAGUUGCAGUAACUUCAAAAGUUUCAAGAGAAUAAAUGUAUAUAGUUGUAUA